AUGGCAAAGGAGAAGAGAACUAAACCUUGUUGCAACUGCAAGCGAUCCAAAGUUAAAUGUGUCUAUGAAGGUGCUUUGCCAUGUCAGCGAUGUCUCAAAACGGGCCAAGCGGCCACUUGUCAGUUUGUGCAUAAACUUCCCUCUUUAAAACUACCGUCUUUGGAAUCUAAGGAGCCGGCACUUCCCGCUGUUGCGCCUAUAUCGCUCAAUCCUAUAAAUCUAAUGGGCGUUCAAAAGCCUCAAAUAUCAAACAUGUCAGCAUUGCUCCCGAGUCGGAGUACUUUCAAUUCUCCACCCUUUAAGGAAGGCUUAUCACCAAUACCUUCAACGAAACACUUGCACACAGAUAGAUCAACAGGCAAUGACAUUCAAUGGAAGUCAGAUAUUGAACAGCGUUUGGACUCAUUUGAUAACAAAAUAGAUUCUUUAGUUGAUCUACUAAAACAGAACCAACAAUAUCCAAAUGGGGGUCCAGGAUUACCAAGAAUCCAACCACAACCACAAGCUGACCAUUCUCAAUCCUCGCGAGACCUGAACAACGAGCCGCGUUAUUUAUAUCCACCUGCAACCAAUUCAUUUGACCACAGUUCCAAACGACGAAAAUUAGGUGAUAAUCUCGACUUCAAGGACAAGAGCACUAGCGCUGAACGCAGUCAACCACACCCCGACGACUUCCGAGACGGUUUUCUAACAAAGAAGGAGGCUAAAGAUCUUUUCAAGUUUUUCGACUCCAACAUAGCCCAGCAAUUAUUCGGGUUUGAGAUAUCCAAAUUUCAAGUCGAUGAUAUAUGGGAGUCAUGCCCAGUACUUGUUUGUGCGAUAUCAACUAUUGCAUCGAUUCAUCACCCUCAGCUAUCGUUCAAGUCGUCGCAAUUACUGAUUUAUUUGCGAGAUAUAUGUGGCACCCUAUUUUACCAAAAUAGACCUACGGAUAAGCCAAGCGCUUUCAACACAAUUGUUGCUUUGAUACUAUGUAGCUUUUGGCUAUCGGAUUCUCAAAUGUUUACCGGUUUGGCGCUUCAAAUAGCCAAGGAGUAUGGAUUGAACAAUCCCAACUACGGGAAAAAUAAAGAUGAUUUAAAGCUUUGGUACUUGUUAUAUGUAUUGGAUGGUCAACAAAGUAUGGCAUUCAACAGACAACCAUUGGUUAGCUCUCAAGAAUACUCCUUGAAACACAGCAGAGAGCUUCUCAUUACCGAGGAUGAAAAGAAACUAUCGCAAGCAAAGAGACAAUUGGAGGACAAGAUUGAACCAAGCACCGGCGUAGUCAAUGAAACUUCUGAAGAAGAUGUACACAAAAUGCUAUUAAAACAAAAGUUUACCGACCUCAGAUUGGUUUCGCAAGUUGAAUACAACCAAGCUUUAAGCGAAGCCUUUCGUGGUGAUGCUUGGGGCUUGUUGAUGCCGUCAACAUUUGGUAUCCCAUCUAAAAGUAAUCUUGAAUUAGACAAAUGGAUGGUGUCAUGGACUGUGUUGUUAGCCCCCGGUAACUAUGGAGCCGUAUGGUCGACUAAGAGUACGUUGAUAUAUUACAAUUUUGCCAAAAUGCAUAUCAAUUCGUCGGCUGUUCGACAGCUUUCUAUGAAUCCAAAUGAUAGUGGGUUAUUUCCAGCGUGGAACAAGAGUGUUGAAAAGAAUAUGACUCAAACACAAAGGAAACCCCAAACAGAUGAAAUCGACAGUGAAGAGGACUCGGACUCUGAUUCAUUGCAUGAUGAAGAUGAUUUCAUUUCCAACAAGGAGUUGGUAUCACCAGACAAAGCUGCAAUCAAUGCCAACAUUGCUUUGAAUGCUGCCCACACAGUUAUAAACCUAGUCAUUAAUGAUAAAGAUAUACUCGACAAUUUAAAGUAUGUCCCGGUUCAUAUACAUAUAAUGUUGUACUAUGCUGCGCUACUACUCAUCAAUCCACCUGCAAAAUCCAACAAUGCCUCCGUAACACUAACUUUGGAGAUAUAUUACGACAAAUUACUCGAUAAUUUACGAACGGUGAGUAUGCUCAAGAGAAAAAUUUAUAGUAAUUUGCCAAUUGAUUCGAACUUUGGGUCUAGAUUUAUCAGAAGUUUGGAAAACGUGGAAGAGGAAAAACUUUCUGAAAUUAAGGAAUUUAUGUUUGAUCUCGAAGACCACGAGUUGAGAUCUGCAUUCGAAAGGAAAGUGAAUUCUUUUGUUGAAACGAGUGAUAACAUUGUUGAAUUAACGGAAUUCAGUGAAAGUGGCGAAAGUAGCAGAGCAAGCACUCCCAGAGCAGAAAAAAUCAGUGCCUGGCCGGGAUCCCAUCACGGUCACCCGUGA
Molecule: messenger RNA, 2295 nt
Organism: Lodderomyces orthopsilosis Co 90-125
Lineage: Eukaryota; Fungi; Ascomycota; Pichiomycetes; Serinales; Debaryomycetaceae
Gene: ZCF30
Product: Zcf30p
Exons: 1
Coding region: 1-2295 (764 amino acids)
Biological process (GO): regulation of DNA-templated transcription; DNA-templated transcription
Molecular function (GO): DNA binding; zinc ion binding; DNA-binding transcription factor activity, RNA polymerase II-specific
Source: RefSeq, a predicted model, not a curated record